UUUAAAAAGCAUUAUAUCGUCGCCAAUGCUGGAAUGGAAUCCCAAAACACCAACGAAAUCGAACAAAUCUCCGACGACAUUCCGUCACACAAUUCCGUCACCGUCGGCGAAUCAGAUCCUUCCGCGUCAGCCUUAUCAUCUACACUCCGUCACCGUUUAUUCUCCCGGCAAGGAACCACUUCCAAAGAACCCGCCGUAGAUUCCCUCGUAAAAGAAAUCCAUUCGAAAACAUACAAAUUCAGCCGCGAUCCGAAACCAAGCGAUGCCUCUUCUUCUUCUUCUUCCGAGGUAAUCGAGUCAACGCACCUCGAAUCAACCAUCACCGCCGCUCGAGCUCAUAACUCACCCGAACUCACCGACCCAAUACGCAUUACCUGGAAUUUACUAUUUUUCACAUCUCGUUUAGUCAUAAACCCAACCUAUUUCCUCUUGAAACUGAUUAUAAGAUCCAUUACAUUUCCCAUAUCAAUAUUGAGUCACUGCAUCAUCUUAAUAAUCGACCCUUCUAGACCAUUGAAACAAAUCAAAGCUUAUUUGAUUUCAAAAUUGAUCAAAUUAUGGUUCGAUUCACCUUGUGGGCGGCUCAUUUUCAAAACCUGGCGGGGAAUUUUGUGGGUUGCUUAUUUAGGGUUUGUUCUAUGUGGGUUAUUGUUUACUUCACUUGUGAUUAGUUGGAUUUUAAUGGGGUAUUUAGUGGAGAAACCAUUGGAGAUUAAAGAAACUUUGAAUUUUGAUUAUACAAACGGUAGUCCGGUUGCUUAUGUUCCUAUUAUAUCUUGUGCUGCUGUUGGUUGUGGGGUGAGAUGUAUGGGGAAGAAUUUAGGGUCUGGAAUUAUACCUCCCUUUCAUGAUUUGCAGGUUACCGUUUCUUUGACAUUGCCGGAAUCGGAUUACAAUAGGAAUUUGGGGAUGUUUCAGGUAAGGACAGAUUUCAUCUCUAUUAAGGGCGAAACACUUGACAGUUCUAGCCAUCCAUGCAUGAUGAGAUUUAAAAGCUUACCUAUUCGCCUUCUUUUAACAUUAUUCAAGGCCGUACCACUUGUCACCGGCUUUAUCUCUGAAGUCCAAACAUUGAAUGUGAAACUCAAAGAUUUGAACCAAGGCACUGAGCCCACCGCUUGCUUAAAGGUAGUGCUCGAACAACGACCGGCACAUGGUCCGGGCGCUGGUAUCCCCGACCUAUACGGUGCAUCCCUUGUCCUCGAAUCCAAACUUCCUUUCAUCAAAAGAAUUAUAUGGUAUUGGAGAAAAACCUUAUUCAUUUGGGUUAGCAUCAUGUCGUUUGUUUCGGAGUUAUUGUUUAUGUCGGUCUGUUGUAGAUGUGUUCUCGUUCCGGCAACAAGGAAAACAACCGGUUCUACCGGCAACUGAUCUACGUAGAAUCGAUGAAAAGCUUGGAUUUGAAGCCAUCUGGGGUUUCAUGGUGAUAAAUCAUUUGCAUACAAAUUCACUUCAAUUUUGAUAGGGCAUGUUAGCUUCUUCUUUUUCAACAAUUUUUUUAAUCCAUGAUGUAUAUAUAAUAUUUGGCUAGUGACAUGUAAUCAUCUGAGGUCAUUUUGAAUACAUUAAAAAAUCUAAACAAAAUAAUACUCGUAUGU
This is a messenger RNA of Gossypium raimondii (Peruvian cotton), 1598 nucleotides long. Its product is annotated as seipin-2. The coding region runs from base 34 to 1371 and encodes 445 amino acids. The record is from RefSeq and is a predicted model, not a curated record. Gene Ontology annotation, biological process: lipid droplet organization; lipid storage. The transcript is spliced from 2 exons. Lineage: Eukaryota; Viridiplantae; Streptophyta; Magnoliopsida; Malvales; Malvaceae. Gene Ontology annotation, cellular component: endoplasmic reticulum membrane.